This is a messenger RNA of Patiria miniata (bat star), 1389 nucleotides long. Its product is annotated as E3 ubiquitin-protein ligase TRIM56-like. The transcript is spliced from 2 exons. Gene Ontology annotation, molecular function: ubiquitin-protein transferase activity; zinc ion binding. Gene Ontology annotation, biological process: positive regulation of DNA-templated transcription. Gene Ontology annotation, cellular component: chromatin; nucleoplasm. The record is from RefSeq and is a predicted model, not a curated record. Bases 1 to 1389 code for a protein of 462 amino acids. Lineage: Eukaryota; Metazoa; Echinodermata; Asteroidea; Valvatida; Asterinidae.
AUGGCAUCUAGUGUUACAGUGCAAUCAGUGUUGGAGAAGAUUAGUGUGGAUCAUCUGGAAUGCUCCAUCUGCACCAACCGUUUCAGGCAGCCCAAACUGCUGGACUGUUUGCACAGUUUUUGCCUGCAAUGCCUCCACGAUGUCAGACAGAGCCAAGAUCCUAGUGGUACAAAGCUGACAUGUCCUCUGUGCAGACGUGAAACCAUGUUGAAAGUGUCUGGGGUUGCUGAUCUCCCUAAUAACUUUGCAUUCAGUGCCCUGGUGGAGGAAGUUACAAUGCAGGAAAAGCUACUGGAAGGUCAAGGGUCAGACAUCAAAUGUCAAAACUGUGAUGAGGAGAAUCAGGCUAUUUCAAGAUGCGCAGACUGUGAUCAUUUCCUCUGUCAAGAAUGUCAAAAGGCUCAUGGGCGUAUGACUGUUAUGAAAUCUCACAAAAUGUAUACACUGGCUGAACUUCGAUCAGGAGAGAUUGUCUACAAGAGUAAACUAAGAGAUGAAGUUCCCAAAUGUGGCAAGCAUCCAGAUCAGAAUCUCAAUGUCUACUGUAAUACAUGUGAGCAAGUCAUAUGUCUCAUGUGUACUGUUCUAGAUCAUGAAAAACCAAAACAUUCUUUUAUUGGCUUACCUGAGGCUUUUGAGAAAUGUAAGAAAAAAAUAGAAGAACUUGUUGCAAAAGUUGGUAAAAGCAAAACAGAACUAAGCACCACCAUAGAGGAGACUUGCAUAUCUCGCAAGAAACUCGACAUCAUGUUUGCAAACACCAAAAAGAAAAUCUCAGAAAAAGCUGACCAAGAGGUUGCCAAGAUCCGACAGGAGGAGCAGAAACUGUUAAAAGAGACUGACAGGAUUUAUCAGGAAAGAGUUGCAACAUUUGAAGCUGCUCAAGCUACCAACAGGAAAGAGGUGACACAGACAGAGCACAAGCUGGAGGAGGUCAAACAACUCAUGAACAAUCUGAUAGCAGUGGGUUAUGAAGGCAAGAAGGAGAUAUCUCUACACAACCCAGACGGAUCCCUCAUCAGGAGACUGUCUGCUCCAAUGAUUGGAUAUUAUCUGACAAUGUACAAUCACCGCCUUAUCUACACAACAGGCAUGACCAAAAGGUUGGUAUGUGAAGACUACUAUGGUGCCAGUGUAUUCUCAGUAGACAUGACCAGCAACAAGCAGGGGGGUUGGUGCCCUACUGUUGUGUGCUGUGACAGUGACGGCAGCAUCUAUGUUGCUGUGUAUGGACAUCCACCGAGUAAUAUUCUGCAUUACAGUCCUGAUGGCAAGUACAUUGGAUGUGCGAUCAAGGGAUCUGGUCCUCUACGUGGCAUCACAUUCACACCAAAUGGUGAUCUGGUAGUGGCUGUAGGACAUUCUGUAAAGGUCUAUCACCUAGUGUAA